This is a messenger RNA of Prunus armeniaca (apricot), 1782 nucleotides long. The record is from the annotation of a GenBank genome assembly. Lineage: Eukaryota; Viridiplantae; Streptophyta; Magnoliopsida; Rosales; Rosaceae.
AUGAAGCGCAAGACUUCCGAACCUAACCCCAAAGAUCCACUGCAGAUCCGAAUUCCAUCACAUCGAGGGUUUCAUGGGAUUCGGAGCUCCGAUUCCCGAUUCCCCGUCACAACGACGCCGAGAACCGCAGAUAUUAGCUGCAAGAAAAGAGUCAAAUUUAUAAAUCUUGACAACGAAGAUCAGAGACCCCCAAGAUGUGAAUUUGCUGAUAAUGCCAAGACUUCCGAGUACGCCUUCUUCAAGAAAUUGAAGGAAGGUGCAAGCCACAAAGCUCAUUCUUAUUCUCUGCAUAAAGAGGCCUACCAAACAAACAAUUCCACGUCAAGGGACUGUUCCAGAGAGAGGGUCAACAUGGUCCAGAAUAAGAGAGUGGACGUGAGGUCUUCGUUUCUAAACGAAAAUGCUACACCGGAGCUAAAUGUGGAGAGAGCUUGUGCAACCUUAGAGGGUGUACACAGAAAACAGAACGAUAUGGUGGAGGAAUAUGAAAAUUCCUUGAGAAAUAAAGGAAAAAGAUUUACCCAUUUUGAAGAAACAGAAACUGAAAACAGGCAUGCAGACGUUUUUUAUAGGAAGAGACAGAAGCUACGUCAGUGGGUCACAGAGACUUCGUUUCCUGAAAUUGAUGAACUCUGCUUAAAGGGGUACGAUUUUGUUUCUAUGCUCCUCAGCCGGCUGGUCCCCAAGUGCAAUGAGAACAAUAAAUUGAAGGAUCCAAAGUUAACGCAAGCAGAGACCAAUAGCAAGGCUAUGUCACUUCCAUCUUAUGAGUCAGUUAUUGACUUCAAGGAACUUCCAUGGACACCUACUAGAAACUUUAUGGAACUUGAUUGUGGCCCUUGCUUGCAUGAUUUGAUGCCGUCUUGUUGGUCCAAGAGAUCAAGAGAGAGGAUUUUCUGUUCCGAUUCUCCAACUAGUUAUGUUUACAAGAAUCAUCUUCAGUACAAAGUAUGGGAACCUGAGUCUGAAUUACUAGGAGGAAGAGCAAUUUCAUGCACUGAGAGUGACUCACAAUCUGUCCUUCCAUUCAAAGAAUAUGGAUUAGUGUCAUCUGGACAUGUCAAAGAGAUGGAUGCAUUCUGCCAGCCAGAUGAAUAUUUGAUCAAAAGAGAGCUAGCCGUUCCUCUGCUGGGUUGGGAUUUUGGCAGCACGAAAGAACAUAGAAAUUCAUCUGACUUAUCAAGAUAUGGAGCUGAACACAGAUCUGCAUCCUUAGCCAGUUAUCAAAACCAUGAAGUUCCAAGACAUUGUCUUGAAGGCAACGACGAUAUACGAUCAGGUUUCCCCCAAAUUCCCUUAACCUUGUCGUGUAUAACGAACUUUAUUAAUCCGACUGAAGACUGCAUUGAGGACACAGCCUGUGAAGUUGGCAGCACCAUAUUUUCUGUCCAAAAUGACCAUUGGUUUAGGAGCAAGAUCAUCCAUGAAGAGCACUAUCUUCCUAAUACAGAAUCUCUCCUUCCAUUCAGUGGUUCCUGGAGAGAGUAUUAUUCAUCAACUUUUCAUGCUCUACAAUUACCAGAACAGGAAGACAUAUCUUCCCGCCUUCUUACUUACAACAACGAUAAGUACGAAAGAAUCCUAGACGACUCCAGUCAGGCAAGAAGCCUUGCUCAUUUCGUUGAAGAUAAUGUUAGCAUCAAUGAGAGCUCAGCCUUUUGCCCCCAGGUACCGUUGGACACAGAGAAGGCAUGGCCCUGGCUGCUUGAUAACUCAAGCUGGGAUAGAAGUGAAAGAGAGGUAAAUUUUGAUGAUAGUGAUGUCGAUAUAUUUUUACAGUGA